CAAUUGCAAGAUUUAAUCGAUCUGCACCCCAGCUUUGGCCAUGACGGGAAUCACGGAUGGAUCCGAGGGACUGACGAGCUACUACCGCCAGAAGAUUGAGCACUUGGAGCUCACCGUGCGUGACAAGACUAUGAACUUGCGCCGUCUUCAAGCCCAGCGCAAUGAGCUCAAUUCCAAAGUGCGCUUGCUUCGCGAAGAGCUGCAGUUGCUGCAAGAACCAGGUUCGUACGUGGGGGAAGUCGUUAAACAAAUGGGCAAGUCCAAGGUGCUCGUGAAAGUGAACCCAGAAGGCAAGUAUGUGGUCGAUGUGGACAAAGCCAUAGACAUCACCAAGUGCACACCCAACACCCGCGUCGCACUUCGCAACGACAGCUAUGUGCUGCAUAAGAUCCUCCCCACGAAGGUGGAUCCGCUGGUGAGCUUGAUGAAGGUCGAAAAGGUUCCGGACUCGACAUACGACAUGAUCGGUGGCCUGGACAAACAAAUUCGCGAGAUCAAAGAAGUAAUCGAACUGCCCAUCAAGCACCCCGAACUCUUCGACGCGUUGGGGGUUGCCCAGCCAAAGGGGGUGCUUCUUUACGGCCCACCCGGGACGGGCAAGACAUUGCUGGCUCGUGCCGUGGCACACCAUACCGAUUGUACAUUCAUUCGAGUGUCGGGGGCGGAACUCGUGCAAAAAUACAUUGGCGAAGGGUCCCGUAUGGUGCGCGAGCUCUUCGUGAUGGCCCGCGAAGCGUCGCCGUCGAUUAUUUUCAUGGACGAAAUCGAUUCGAUCGGCAGUUCGCGCAUGGAAGGCGGUGGCGACUCGGAAGUCCAACGCACGAUGUUGGAACUCCUGAAUCAGCUGGAUGGGUUUGAGCCGGCGCAAAACAUCAAGGUCAUCAUGGCGACGAACCGUAUCGACAUUCUCGAUGCCGCGUUGUUGCGGCCUGGUCGCAUCGAUCGCAAGAUUGAAUUUCCCAACCCCACGGAAGCGUCCCGUAUGGAUAUCAUGCGCAUCCACUCGCGCCGCAUGAACUUAUUGCGUGGCAUCAAUCUGAAGGUGAUUGCGGAGAAGAUGCCGACGGCGUCGGGCGCUGAAUGCAAGGCGGUGUGUACGGAAGCGGGGAUGUUUGCCCUUCGAGAACGCCGCGUCCACGUGACCCAAGAAGACUUUGAAAUGGCCGUGUCCAAGGUGAUGAAGAAGGACUCUGAACAAAACAUGUCGAUCCGCAAACUGUGGAAAUAAGCCAUCCGUCCAGCGGUCGGUCAAAUCGCCGAAGGAACAUUCGCCAUGAAUCGACAAACGCACUCGACCUUCUCCACGUCCCUUUCUUGUCUGGGGACUGGUCCGUCAUCUUCAUUAAAUACACAGCAGUUGCAAUGCCAAAAAAGCCACGCAGUCUCUAACUUGCAUUUGGGACGACGGUCGCCGACCCUGCACCGCGUCCGGCAUCGUCCGGCGGCGCCCAGUUGUAAUUGUCAAACAACUGGUGCUCCAUCG
Messenger RNA from Aphanomyces invadans, 1483 nucleotides. RefSeq names its product 26S protease regulatory subunit 8. Gene Ontology annotation, molecular function: ATP hydrolysis activity; proteasome-activating activity; ATP binding. The record is from RefSeq and is a predicted model, not a curated record. Bases 41 to 1228 code for a protein of 395 amino acids. Gene Ontology annotation, biological process: proteasome-mediated ubiquitin-dependent protein catabolic process. Gene Ontology annotation, cellular component: proteasome regulatory particle, base subcomplex. The transcript has 4 exons. NCBI's taxonomy places the organism in Eukaryota, Oomycota, Saprolegniomycetes, Saprolegniales, Verrucalvaceae.